Dalotia coriaria is the source of this 6405-nucleotide messenger RNA. Its product is annotated as pleckstrin homology domain-containing family G member 5. Gene Ontology annotation, biological process: endothelial cell migration; Rho protein signal transduction. Gene Ontology annotation, cellular component: plasma membrane; axon; endocytic vesicle. The record is from RefSeq and is a predicted model, not a curated record. Lineage: Eukaryota; Metazoa; Arthropoda; Insecta; Coleoptera; Staphylinidae. The transcript is spliced from 13 exons. Bases 614 to 5260 code for a protein of 1548 amino acids. Gene Ontology annotation, molecular function: guanyl-nucleotide exchange factor activity.
GAGCGCGCGGUGACUCAAUCCGCCGGCGCAGCCUACCACUACGCAUGCGCAACACGCUUUUAUCACAUUCACCGCGUGUUUCACGCCGCUGGCCCCCGCGCAAUUGACACUUUUAUCACUUGCGCGAUGUGUAUUACACUGCAUUAUUCCAAACGCAAGAUACACUGAUAACAUACAAGCAUGCACGCGCGCGCGGAAUGUGAUAAGUGAUAUGUCAUCAAGUCGGUCAAGAUUAAAGGAGCGCAAUUAAAGUGUGUAAACGUGUGUGUUGUGUGUUCGUAAACGUGGUGGAAUGUCGACGCGGACGGGGUGCGCGCGUGUGGAUUUCAGUGUGUUUGUCGGUGCUGUUUGAGAAGAUCAAGUGCACGCCGUUUUAUUUAUGUGUCUGCUGCGCUGCCCGAAAAUGCUGGCAUCGGCGACCGGAUGAAAAUAAUAUGACAACAAACUAAAUAUAAACAGCGGGGAGACACACGCACACAUUCACACAUACACCUAUACAGAGAGAAGUUGUGUGCAUCCUGCCAAAUAAGUUUCAAGAUCAUAAUAACGUGCACAAUAAUGAAUUCGUGUGUUAUCAGUAUUGCGUAGGUCGAACAUUUACUAUGCAUCGAUUAUGACGCGCUGCGAUCGUGAGGAGAUGAACACCGCCGAGGAGACGAAUGAGAAAAAGUCACCGCGGAAUUUCCAGCGUAGUUUCAGCUGUAACUAUGGCUCAGCCGAGCAGUUGCCGGAUUUGACGCACUUGCUGCGUGAUUCGGACAAAUGGCGAGAUCCAGCGGAAGUGAAUUGUUUUCUUAAAAACUGCGAAUGUACGCCGCGCAGCGCGAAAACACGAAAAAUUAGUUUUGUGCGGUUUGAAGAUGAAGUUAAUUCAAAUUCAACCAAUACUUCAUCAUUAGAUACACCUACAAGUGAAGAUACAUCUCCUUCAUCGAUAGAUGGCGUUGGUGAUGUGCAAGAUGGCGCUUCCGACGCGCUAUACUCCCUCAAAGAAGAAGAUUUGGAUGAAAAUGAAAAUGCAUACCAAAUUAGAGAAACUGUUAUACAUUUAUAUGAAAAACGCAAUGAAAACAACAACAAACCGGAUGUUAUUCAACCAAAACCGAAAUCGGACGAAGAUGAAAAGAAUAAACGCAACUUUUUCAAAUCGAUCUUUUCCCGGUCGUCAUCAUCACCAAAACUACAAAAAUCCACAUCUGUUAUUGAUGUGUCACCGGGAGCCACGCCUUCAACACCAAAACGUCAAAAUUCUUUCCUAAAGAAAACACUAGAUGGCGCUACUAAACUAAGACGCAGCCUAAGCGUGCGUAAGUUGAGUACUGUCGGUGAUAAAGUGCAGAAAUCACGCGAGACUCUCACAGAUGUGAAAAAUCGCGAGUGGGCCGCCAGUUUACAAUCACUGGUUGAAACUGACAUCGGUGUUUCUUACAAUGAUUUAUCCUUUGUUGAUUAUGAUAGAAACGGUGAUAGUUUGAACUAUGACAAGUAUCUCUCAACAUGGUCACGGCACGGGCAUGAUCUUUUGCCGUUAGAUGGCGCUGAUGAUGUGCUAUCUAGUAAUAAGUGUAUAUAUCGCACACAGAGCAUGAUAGUCAAUAAAGGUAACACGCCGCAUUUUGUGCGUCAUAAAUCAGUUUCGAGUAUAACAAACUGGAGAAAUCAAUCAAAUGCACGACGCCCUCUGGUGGAGGAUAGCGUUGAGCGUGAAUUAGGAAAGCUUGGUGCUGUGGAUGAUGAUGUGGAUAAUCAUGCAAAAAGUUUACCGUGUUUAGUGCACAAGCGCAGUAAGAAGGAUCGUAAACUAAGGGGGCGGAGUCUACCGUAUACGCAUGUCUAUCAGGAUGAGUGUUUUAAUAUUGAGGAAUGGCCGAUGGGAGAAAAUGAACGCCAAGAGACUGAUGAAUUAUCCCUGAGUUCUUCAAGCAUUCCGGAAGUUAAGGAACGAGAUAAUUCUGCAACUCGUACAACGAUUAAAUUACGAAGGCAAAAUGCAUGCAGGCAAAAAACCAGUCCGAAUCUAAUACAUCAAUGCAUACAUAAUCCGAAUUUAUUGAAUCAAAUUGAAUGUGGGGUGGCAAGUUCGCGGAACGGACAGUCAUCGCGACAAUUUCAAUUUCCAUCCGCCGCCACCAACGCGAAUCAAAUUGUGCGACACGCGAGUGCAUCGAUGCGCGCCGCAGCGCCUGACGACGGCGAGCAGCGCUGCCGAUCCCUGGAUCUGCUCGUUGAAUCAUCACAGGACGUCGCCGGUGGUAAUUCAGUCGUGGAGCAGCUUGAUACAUCGGCAAGCCAACCAGACGGCGUGAGGACCUUCACGGAUGGCAGGAGGGAAAUUACAACCGUGCGUUCACGAAGUUUAAACCACUUGGACACGUUGGAAAUGCGUCAGGGUAGCGCACCGCCGGCGAGUACAAUGGCCGCCACCGCCGCCCCCAGUUGUAGUCCUAGCCCAGAGGCUCAAGGGCAUUUGAAGGACGCAAAGUCUGAGUCGGAUUGUGCUGCUGUUACUACAAGACCUUUACUGGCACCUCCUGAACAAGUGCCGGCGAGUGUUUCACCGCCGACUGCGUCGCCAUCUCCUACGUAUCGACGGCAUAUGUUGAGUCGAUCGCAGAAAUCAAGCAGUGAAUGCUUCAGUGUCAAUUUUGAGGUCGGCGAUGAGUCUACGUACGAUACGGAGUUGUUUUUUCCUGCUGCCAGAGGUGUCACAUUGCAUGAAUCUUUAACAAAACUUUGUGAACUGCGAAAUAUUGAAUUAUCCACAUGCGACGUAUGGCUAUGUGAUCGCGAGUCCAACGUGCAAUCCUGGCUCUCCCUCUCACAGGAUACCGCCUGUCUGGUCGGUAAACACGUUAAGGUCACCGCCAAAGAUGGCCGCACCAGCGGCAAGCAUCUAUCGCACGCCGGCCAAUUUCAACCCCAAUUAUCACUGCAACAUCCUCAGCAAGCCAAGGAGACGCAUUAUUUUUCGCAUUCGCGAAAACUAUCAGGCAAUUUCCGGCCGCGCACGACGAGUUUCUUCAGCUCCAGCACUGAAGAAUGCAGCACCGGCGAUUACGACGGGAAUAAAAAGGUGAGCAAACAGCGGUGGUCGACCAACCUCUUUGGCAACAGCAAGGAGGGCAAGCAAUCGAUGGAGCAGCUCAUCGAACAUCUCAACCACUAUUCCCGCUACGGCGUACCACGCGCGCAGAACUACACCCUCUCUCGAUCUGAUUCACACGAAGCACUCAAUAAACUCGAGGACGAUUGGCGUGAAAUAAUCGAAAUCACCGAAUUAACUGAUAAGCAACAAAAACAACAAAUAGCACUCUGGGAGUUAAUAAAAACCGAAGUAGCUUACAUCAAAACCCUCAAAGUGGUCACCGACUUGUUUCUCGCGUGCCUCAUCAACCUGCAAGCGUCGAAUAUCCUCCGCGACAUCGACACCAACAAACUUUUCUCCAACAUCAGCGAUAUCCUCGACGCAAACGUCCAAUUCUGGCGCAAUUACCUCUUCCCGCUGGUGAAAGAUAUGCGCGCGCAUCGGAAACCGCCAUGUUUGGAAACAAUGUGCGAUGGUUUCCUCAAACUGAAGGACUGCUUCCAUGCUUACUAUCGCUUCUGCGGCGAACAGUCGCGGUGUCAACACUAUUGUCGCGAGAACUUGUCGCAUAAUGAAUUGUUCACUGCGUAUCUGGCGUGGUGCGAGACGCAGAAGGAGUGCAAUCGACUGAGACUAAUGGAUAUCCUGGUUCAGCCAAUGCAGAGGCUCACCAAGUAUGGGUUACUGCUGAAAGCUAUCUUGAGGAAUACCGAUGAUGAUAUUGACAGGGAUAACUUAAACAUUAUGAUUCGAUCUGUUGAUGAUUUUGUCAAUAAUGUGAACUUUAGUUUGAAGCAGAAGCAGGAUAAUGAGAGGCUUAAGGGUAUUAUUGCAAGGAUUGAAAGUUAUGAUAUUGUGGAAACAAAAGAUGAUGAUUUGGAAAAACUAGUGAAAAACUACAACCAACUUGAUCUUACCAAACCAAUGCUUGGUUGUCCAUUAGAACGAAGACGACAUUUAUUGUUAGAAGGCGAUUUGAAGUUUAAAGAUAGCAAUACGUCAAAGAUGGAAGUUCAUUGUUUUCUUCUUACGGACAUGCUAUUGGUCUGUAAACAAUCAACGAAGAAAGGUGGCGCUACAAUGCGUGUAAUCCGCAUGCCCUACCUCAUCGAUAAAUUAGUUGUGACGGAGAUAAACAAAGAAACUCCUACGCUUGCGUGCGUGUAUAAAAACGAACUUGACAUGGCCAUCGGCGCUUUUCUUCUGCAAAACAGCGACGCGAAGAAACUCAAAAGUUGGAAGGAGGGUAUCUGCAAAGCGCAAACGCUCUACUCCCAAGCCAAAAUCAGUUUCAUGCCUUCCACUGAACCAGCUGAAAGCGUCGAAACUGAUUAUAGUUUUGAAUAUGUCCCUGAAAAUGAUUACCAUUUCUGCCUGCAAGCACCACGCUCCCCGCUUGCUUCAUCAAGCCGUGCGUCAAGAGUAUCAUCUCUUGCGCAUAGUCACAGCGGGUCGGUAGAAAUGAAUGACCAAUCCUCGUUGGGAUCAUGUAAAGCUGUGUCUGUCGAAAACGAAAACCGCACCGCGUCGAUAUCUAGCGAUGAAGGUGUGCAACCAUUACCGGCGGAUCAAAAAUCACCUUCGGGUGGCACCAGCGCAAAGAAUUCUUUUAAAGGCCAUCGAAUUUUUACCAAAACUCCGAAUACUCUAUCGGUGCAACCCACCUACGCUCACCACUUGGGUCAAUCGCUGCCCAAUCUGGCGCUGGGCUCGCCCAACACUUUAAGCAAUAACACCCUCUCCGUACCAAGCACCAGCAAGAAUGGGCAUUUGUUAAGUCCGACGCAUCGUGGUAUAUCUUAUCCGCCGCCAUCGCCGACACGAGGGAAUCUAAGGCGGGGAAUGGCGAUCAACCAAAGUAAAAAUCCGCCAUUGAUUAAAACACGUCACGUGACUUCCGCUUGUGCUAGCACGACAACAGGGGGUGAAUUUGAUGUACCAGUGAUAGCAGGUGUUAGUCCUGAGGACGGGAAGGAUUUUGGCGAUUUCAGCCGCGGUCAUCAUCGACAAGCAAUGAAGCGUGCACAUCGUAGUGAUAACCGACGUUAUCACACUGCCGGCACCGUUGAUGAUAUAAAAAAAGAAGAAGCGUCAACCAGUGGAAUACAAAAACGGUCCUCCUGGAAUUGCUCCUCUAGCACGACGGCAUCUACAAAUCAAGAUGGCAACACCUAGCAUCCCCUAAACAACGACUUUGAUGCGUCUGGUUUUCUCAUCGCUACACUGCUAGUGGUCACGCUGGCAUUGUACUACCCCAUGGUCUAAUGGCGUAUGAUUCUUCAUUUUUACGUCUUCCUGCGCCACUAUAUAUUUAUAUAGAGUUUUAAACACAUAGAGGACCAACCACCAAAAAACCCACAAACAAAAUUUGAAGCGACGAGUGAACGAUGACAAUUUUUUCGAGUUUUGCGUCACGCGCUCCGCUGGUUUUGUUUGAUAUUAUACAAUGUAUCUUGUAAAUAUUUUGAGGAGAAGCGACGCGAAUUGUAACUUUUGGUGCGUCGCGUUUUCCGAGCAAAGCGCAAACAUUCCACACAAUAAUCUAAUGAAAAGAAAGGAACAAAUACACCGACACUAAACAAAAGAGGUAUUAAACACACACACGAAUGAAUAUAUAAUGAAUAUAAUAACGAUAACAGGCCUAAUUUUUGAUACAAAUUGGAACAAAGUAAGCAAAUGGAAUAUUAUAAGCCAUACUUAUACUCUAAGAAUAGGUAUAUACAACCAACCAUACACAUACAUACAUAUUUUCGAAGCAAACCAAACGAAACAUUGGAACAAUUUGUAAGUUUUAACUUUUAAGCUGUGUAUAAAGAAGAAAAACACACAUGAAAAAGCGUAGUAUUCUACUUACUAAAUAAAAACAGAGCAGAGAGUAAUUAUUAUCGACAACCGUAGCAGAUGUCAACGAAUAUUUUAUGGCUUAGAUGGCUUCUUAGCGAUGAUACAAACGCGAAACUAUUAUAUAGAAUGGUAUUUUGUGAUUUUGAUGAAAAAAAAGACAUUGCAACAAUAUAUAUUGAACGUGAUACAAUGAAAGAAACACGAACAUAUAUGCGAUAAUUACUAGAUUUAAUUUAAUUUAACAUAAUCAUAAUGAGAAUAUGAGAUAGAGAAAGGGAGGGAGACAGGGGAAAGAAUUUAAUUUAUUUUUGUUAUUGCUCCAUUAUUUUACUACAAUUCUUUAUUUGUAAUGUGGUUGUGUGUUGCAGCCAGGACGUCCGAGAAUAUUAAGAACUUUGUAAAAAAUGAGAGAAUAUUUAUUGAUUUGUAUGUUAAGCAUUAUGAUUAUUCAAAUAGAAGUGAUAUCAAGCAUUAAA